Messenger RNA from Peniophora sp. CBMAI 1063, 1581 nucleotides. The record is from the annotation of a GenBank genome assembly. Lineage: Eukaryota; Fungi; Basidiomycota; Agaricomycetes; Russulales; Peniophoraceae.
AUGUCUUCAACUGCACAAGGCCUUCCGCAUGAUAUCCUCCAUGAGUUGUUCGAACAUCUUGCAGUCGUCGACCCCGUGGGUCCUCUGAGGACCGCAACUCUCUCUUGCUCCUUGGGAUGGAUCACCGCCACGCAUGUAUGCGCUCGCUGGCGUGAAGUCGGUCUCGGUUUGGCCACUCUAUGGGCGAAUGUUGUCUGUGCGUUCCCAAGCAUGGAAAUCGCGGACGAGUUGCUCCUGCGCGCGCGCGAUUGUCCGUUGAACAUCGCAGUGGGCCAUCUCGAUGAUGAACCGGAAUACGACACCCGCGAUACCUGUAUCUAUAUAAGCUGGGGUCUACAGCACAUAGAGAGGGCCGACACCUUCCGUUGCGAUAUGGGUCGAUGGUCGACCUUCAGACAUGAUCACCCGGCGGCGUAUGCGGCUCUCACGAGUGCGCUUCCCCACUGCUUGAAACAUCUCUAUCUUGUCUGCGAAGACAUCCGCAGAGAUAUGCCCCUACCUCUUAUACAACUCCUAUCUUCAGUUCUCUUAACGGCCUCAUUUCGCAACAUUCUGCCGGAUCCGUCCUGCAACUUGAAUGCUCUGCGUAGCCUCGCUUUGGAUGUCGAGUCGGUGGCGCCCCUCCCUCCGAUUUUGGCGGCGCUGCGCAGAUUGGAUAACCUAGAGGAUCUGCAGUUGACCUCUAGAAGCUAUUUUGCUACACUCGUCUUUGACUAUGAAGUCGUGCAGCUGAAACGCUUGAAGGUCUUACACGCAUUGUGUAACAACGAGCAGCACGCGGCGGACGUGCUCGAAUGCAUCUCCGCGCCUACCGUCUUCGAGAUUUCGGUUGAGCUUGACGAGAGAUUGUGUCAGGAGCAGACACUCGCCAAAGCAUUCGCGCGUUAUCAGGAGCGAUCACCACGUAGUGGCUCGAUAUCUAUCUCAGAGAGCGCUCUGGAGAUGGAAAGCGAUGAGCCAGAUCGUACUAGACUCGGGCUUAGCUGGUCGCCCCGGGCGUUUAAGACAAGAAGCAAUGGCCUCGACUUGCGCUAUACGGCGAUACUUUUGGCUCUUCCCGUCCAUUCCGAUCUAUCUCGCUUUACGCGUUGCCGACUAUGGUGUCCUGAUCGUGAGAUCGAGAUCGAAAAGGUUGAUGCGGCGCUGAUUGCGCUCCGAAAUGCGCUGAGUUGCGUCCGGAGUCUUACACUUUCCAACGCCACAGAUCCGACAAAUCUGAGGACGCUAUUUGACACAAGCGAUGGCGACGGCGGAGAGCUAGUACCAUUACCUUUUCCAUCGCUAGAAACGCUCUGCUUUGGGGGAGGUCAUGGGAGUCCGUAUCAUGUUGCGGCCGGAACACAGUCUUCGACCCGUCGAGAAGGACCUGCGCCAUCGUGGUGGAUAGUCCUGCAAGAUCUUCUCUUACGCCGUUCUCAAAGAGGAGCUCCUUUAAGAUGCUUGCGUCUCGAGGGGAAGUGGUGUGAGCACGAAUCAUGGGCGGAUGAGGGUUUGAGUGAGGAUUUCCUGACCCGGGGUUUGGUGUCGGAGUUCACGGACAAGCGGGAGUAUAUCCUCAAUUAUAGCUCUUGUAAGAGAUAA